Messenger RNA from Haliotis rubra (blacklip abalone), 619 nucleotides. RefSeq names its product caspase-7-like. The coding region runs from base 260 to 604 and encodes 114 amino acids. The transcript is spliced from 2 exons. Gene Ontology annotation, molecular function: cysteine-type endopeptidase activity. Gene Ontology annotation, biological process: proteolysis. Lineage: Eukaryota; Metazoa; Mollusca; Gastropoda; Lepetellida; Haliotidae. The record is from RefSeq and is a predicted model, not a curated record.
AUGAAGAAUCGAAAUGUUCUUGAAGUAAUCUCUGAUUGUCUUUAAACCUAAACCUUUUAGAAGAACGGACAUAUAUUUUAAAUCCUUUGUAAAUUAAUGAGUUGAAGAAUGAUGGAGAUAGCUAAUUAGCCUGAUACCCGUUUACUAAAUACCUAUUUGUUAAUCAACAGAUCAAUUUGAUCAAGUAGCAAAAUGUUCCCUCACCAACGUGAAGUUUAUUCCACUUUAGGCUUGCAACAAGGAGGAGUCUGAGGACGUGAUGGAUUCGAUUGACGUGACGGGAGAUACUGAGGAUGAAGAGUUAAUACCAGUGACGUACAGGAUCCCCGUUGAGGCAGAUUUCUUCAUUGCAUAUUCUGUCGUCCCAGGCUACUUCUCCUGGCAAGGCAAUGCAAAUCAAGGGUCAUGGUUCAUCGAGGCGCUCUCUGAUGUUUUGGAGAAAUUCGGAACCUCCCUCGACCUGAUGACAAUGAUGAUCCGUGUCAACAGGAAAGUGGCUUAUAACUUCGAGUUAAAUAGAAGAACUGAAUUCUUUAAGAGGAAUAAGCAGAUACCAUGUAUAACGUCCAUGCUGACAAAAGAAGUACGUUUUCCCAGCACGUAAUGUACACGUCAUGUU